UGAAAAGUUCGUCUGUGAAAAACCCAAUUUCUUUUUUUUUUUUUUCAUUCCGUACCUUUCUUUCCUUUCCUCAUCACUUUUUUUUUUUCCUGAUCUAGAUUGAUUGGAAUCUUACUCACCUCUCCCUUGGACGAUUACUUGACAAUCUUACCAAUGGUCUCCUUACCAUUUUGCAAAGAUGCCCUUGCACAUCUGUUGUAAUGGUCUAUUGCUUCUGUCUCUGCUUCCAGCAACUUCUCAUGUCUUCUCUUUCUAUGGAGUAUUCCCGUGCUCUCAUUGUCUUAUCCGCCUUCUACCUCUUCUUUUUUUACUUUUAUUCGUUAUUAUAUAUAUUUACGUGAAUGUAAGCAGGCGCUUAUACAACCGGAUCUUAUGGAUGGAUACGUAGCAGAGUCAAUUGGAUGAACGUACAAUAAGGUCAACGAAAUGGUUUGGCAACAGGAUUCGACUGGACAAGAAAAGAAAGCCAAUUGUGCAAAGGUGUUUUCUUUUUUUUUUGGGGGGGGGCUUCUCUCUCCAUUUAAUUCUUAUCGCGACGAUUUUCUUAUGGGUUGUUAGUGUUAGCUUUGUUGGUGUUUAUAUUAUUUGUAGUUUAUUCUCUCUUUAUAUCCUUAUUUAAUAAAGCUAUAUUCAUGUUGUCUUACUUCCACUAUCA
Molecule: messenger RNA, 655 nt
Organism: Halteromyces radiatus
Lineage: Eukaryota; Fungi; Mucoromycota; Mucoromycetes; Mucorales; Cunninghamellaceae
Exons: 3
Coding region: 179-388 (69 amino acids)
Source: RefSeq, a predicted model, not a curated record